AUGGACAGUCAGUGGACAGAGGUGCAUCCCCUCAAGGAGAAACUCUACCAGCUGGGGCUCAGUUCACACUUGAGCCUGGAACACAAAGUCUCCCGGCUCCUCGCGGCUGGGGGUGGAGAGGACGAGCAGAGCCCCUUCCUGAGACCUCUGAUCAAAGGAAGUACCUUCGAGGAAAACUUCUGUAACAAAUGUGAGAACCAAAAACACCUGUGCUACGAGGUGGAGGUCCUGGAGGGUGACGCCUGGGCCCCAGUGGAGGAGCUCCAGGGCUUCCUGCGCAACCAGGGUCUGAAUCCUGCACUGACACCUAGACAUGCAGAGUUGUGCUUCCUGGAUCGGGUCCCUUCUUGGCACCUGGAUGAGGGGAAGCAGCACAGACUCACCUGCUACAUCUCCUGGAGCCCCUGCCCUGACUGUGCUCUGGAGCUGGUUCAAUUCCUGGGCGAGAACAGCCACGUGAGCCUGUGCAUGUGCACUGCUGGCAUCCAAACCAAAUUAUAUGGACAAGAGGAUGGGCUGAGCAACCUGCGGGACAUUGGGACCCAACUCACCAUCAUGACCCACGAUGAGCUCCAGCACUGCUGGGACACCUUCGUGGACAAGGACAACCCAAGCUCUGGCCCAGGACUAAAGUGGAAAUACACUUAG
Molecule: messenger RNA, 648 nt
Organism: Myotis davidii
Lineage: Eukaryota; Metazoa; Chordata; Mammalia; Chiroptera; Vespertilionidae
Product: DNA dC->dU-editing enzyme APOBEC-3G
Exons: 5
Coding region: 1-648 (215 amino acids)
Biological process (GO): negative regulation of single stranded viral RNA replication via double stranded DNA intermediate; DNA cytosine deamination; defense response to virus
Cellular component (GO): P-body; cytoplasm; nucleus
Molecular function (GO): RNA binding; cytidine deaminase activity; zinc ion binding
Source: RefSeq, a predicted model, not a curated record